UGUGCUGAACCUAUACGUCUUAUAAUUGUAAUUACGCAUCAACAAUUUCCACUUAGGAUUUCAUACAUAUAGAGAAUGCAUUUUAAUAGUAUGUUUGUUCUAUUCCUAUCUUUGAUUAUUGGAUUUCCAAGAUCCCUGGAUGGACAAGGGCAUGAGCUAACCAAGAACCCUGGAUCUUUUGCCCCCGGCGAACCAAUAGGUAGAGGACAAGAGGCGCAAUUCAAAGAGACCAACUUGAACGAAAUUCUUAAUGUUAGCACCAAAGCAAGUGGGGAAAGUUCUGGAAUUCGGACCAUCAGUGGCGAGCUCAUUCCUCGAGCAAAGGAUCACGCCACCGGAAAUACUCCGCCAAAAUCGACGGGUACUGACAUUUCCAAGAACGCCAAUCCUAACCCAUCCUCGACCGUAAAGGCAGAGCAACCACAGGGUGCACCAGAUAAGCCCCCCAUCAACACGAAUCAAGGGCAACCAUUGGUACCCGGAACACCGCUUGGUCCAAAUACUGGCGAGGCUCUGGGAUCAAUGUCACCAGGUGAACCUUUAGGUCCAAAUGGUCAUUUUGUCCCUGGAGAACCGAUUGGGAGCGGACAAGUGGCGAAAUUCAAAGAGGUCAGCUUAAACGAAAUUCUUAAUCCAGGCCCAAAAGGAAGUGUGGGAAUUCGUACAGUGAGUGGUGAGCUCAUUCCUCGACCAAUAGAUCAACCCACCGGAAAUGUGCCGCCGAAGUCGACGGGUCCCGACACCUUUAACACCCCGUCCAUUGGGGUAUCUGUCGGGUCUGCGGACAAAACUACCACCUAAAAGCGAUUGGAUGAAUUGUAGUACAGGUGUUUCCUUCAUGUGUGCGAUGACAUGUUUAAAUGUAUAAUAAUCACAAGUAAAAUGACAACGGACUUUCAAUCGCAUGAACAUGUGAAUGACGUUUUCCACCUGCUUACUAAGUACAUGUAUUUGUUAAUAACUAGUAAUUACACGUAUAGUAAGUAUUCACUUAAAUGUUUUGGUAUUAAAAUGAAGUUAAAAUCAAUCGCCGACAACCUUUUCACGUUUUGGUAAAUUGACGAAAUUAAAAGAAAUGUUUCAGA
Messenger RNA from Dreissena polymorpha, 1085 nucleotides. RefSeq lists its product as uncharacterized. Bases 76 to 801 code for a protein of 241 amino acids. The transcript is spliced from 3 exons. The record is from RefSeq and is a predicted model, not a curated record. NCBI's taxonomy places the organism in Eukaryota, Metazoa, Mollusca, Bivalvia, Myida, Dreissenidae.